Messenger RNA from Homo sapiens (human), 1666 nucleotides. RefSeq names its product prostate and testis expressed 2 (gene PATE2). The record is from RefSeq and is marked validated. The transcript is spliced from 4 exons. Bases 56 to 397 code for a protein of 113 amino acids. Gene Ontology annotation, cellular component: extracellular region. NCBI's taxonomy places the organism in Eukaryota, Metazoa, Chordata, Mammalia, Primates, Hominidae.
ACAAGAGAACAACUUGCUCCUUCCACAGGAAGCUGCACCUGACAGAAGCUCCAGGAUGCUUGUUCUCUUUCUCCUGGGCACAGUCUUUCUGCUCUGCCCAUAUUGGGGUGAACUUCAUGACCCUAUAAAAGCGACUGAAAUAAUGUGUUAUGAAUGUAAAAAAUAUCAUCUUGGGUUAUGCUAUGGUGUCAUGACAUCCUGCUCCCUGAAGCAUAAACAGUCCUGUGCAGUUGAGAACUUUUACAUCCUUACAAGGAAAGGGCAGAGCAUGUAUCAUUAUUCAAAACUGUCGUGUAUGACCAGCUGUGAGGACAUCAACUUCCUGGGGUUCACGAAGAGGGUAGAGCUCAUCUGUUGUGAUCAUAGUAACUACUGCAACCUCCCUGAGGGAGUUUAGUUCUACGUCUCUCCUGGAUUUUGGGUUCUUUUUCAACCACUACGCUCUUUUUCUCUUCCCUGAACCUGAAUUUUGCUCUCCUCUUCUAUGCAUUGGUAGAGAGUGAGAAAGCCAGCUCAUAGUGAAAAGACAAGCAGGCAUAAGGAGACGCAGUGUGGACAGCGGAGCCUAUUGAUGAUGGAGCACUAGACUCACUCUUUGCACAUCCCUGUCGCUAACAGGUGGGAGGGGUUUUGCUCUCCUUACGUGAUACUGCCAUGAAUAAGCUCAGACUUGGUCAUUUAUUAUCUCCUGUAUGAAAAUGUGAACACUUGGGCCAUAAUAAUCUCCAAUUUGUACUGAGAAUUCUGUGACUAUCCUCUAUCCUCAUCUACACACACACUCCUCUCCGUUGGAAUUCUCUUUGGAUUAGCCCUGACACUUUCUGGCACUGUCCUUUUCUGCCCGUGGGUUCUGGAGAGGGCUAACCCCAGCUUCCCAGUGUGUUGGCAGCAUGGGCCAAGUCUUUCUCUGAUAGAGCUCUUGGGGGAACCUCAGGGCAGAAAAAAAAAAACUGAACAGACAUAGGGAUGAGCAUCAAAGAAAACUUCAGGGGGCAUUUCAACUGGUAAAAACUAAGAUCUGAGAAAUAACUUGCUGUGGGUGGAAUUGGCUUGAAUUAUCAUUGCCCUGGCUGGCCAGGCAGCCUUGGGCACAUGGUUGAACUAGGUGAUUGGAUUGGGAACAGAGUGUUUUUUUAAGGAUGGCUAGUCAGGUUCUUCUCAUGGGACUGAGCAAACAAAAUGCUGAUAAUGUGGCAGGUGGUGUAGUAGUUGAAGAUAAUAGGAUGUAAAUAGAUACCAUGAGGUAGUGUUCAAGUAACAGAGUGCCCUGUGUAAGAGGAAGUUAUGAGUUUGCAGAAAGUGUGAGAAAGGUAGCAUAUAUGGGUAACAGUGGUGGGAAGAGAAGAAGGAAGACACAGAAACAGAUAGGAAGAGAAACUGAGUAGCAUUGAUGUUGGAGCACACCUGUGGCCAAGGUGGCACAUUUUCCUUGGAUACACACUAACCCUGGUGUUUCUGUCCUUAUAAGGCUGACUGCACCCUAGAUGACGGGUUGAUGGGUGCAGCAAACCACCAUGGCACAUGUAUACCUAUGUAACAAACCUGCAUGCUGCACUUUCUUUCAUGUAUCCCAGAACUUAAAGUAAAAUAAAAAAAUAAAUAAAUAAAUAAAGGCCAGAAAAAUUGGCCAAAAAAUCUGAAUAGAAAAAGAUAUACAGAUAGUAAA